Molecule: messenger RNA, 1743 nt
Organism: Trichophyton rubrum CBS 118892
Lineage: Eukaryota; Fungi; Ascomycota; Eurotiomycetes; Onygenales; Arthrodermataceae
Exons: 1
Coding region: 1-1743 (580 amino acids)
Source: RefSeq, a predicted model, not a curated record
AUGUUUUCCCUUCUACAGUCGCUUCAACUUUUACCUCCAUUCUCAAUCCCAUCAUUAUACUCCUUUAUUCCAUUUACCGCAAAUUCUCUGAUACAACUACCACCCCUUCCCUCAAAAUUAUCAGCUCACACGAUUGGUCUCUAUUGUAUCUCUCUGGCUACUUCACCCUUCAUUCUAUUAAACUUAUAUAUCAACGUUCGCCCUGUGGUUGAGGCGAGAGUCUACAGGAUCCUUCGACGCCGCCUCCCCAAACCCGAUCGUCCUGAUAAGCUUUCUCUAAGAGUUGCCGUAGAGAACGAGCUUAUCGAAUGGACAGCUCCGUCACUUGGUAAGAGAUCUGAAGAAGAAAUUAAAAGAAGCCAUUUCACUUUAGCCCAGGAGAUAAAGUAUGAGCUUGUUACGUUUAAAAAUUGGUUACUACGCUCUGUGGGCUUUCAUCCAACUGCGAAACCAAAGCCAGCCCCCAGAGAAGCUGCUUGGCUACAGAGAUACGAAUCCGUUCAAAGACGAGUUGGGCAGUUGCAACAGGAUUUAAGGUCCGGAACACUAAACCCGGAAAAUAAUACCGAUUUGCCCACAGCUGGAGCGGGUCAAGAGUCUCAGGCUUCACACACAAAUAAUGUCAAUAUGAUUGGCCAAAUUCUAGAGAACGAUGAGAACCGAUUUGCUCAAUCACCAAUACAACUGCCAGAAGGAUAUUUUUCGGAUAUACGAACUUCCUUACCCUCCACUGACAACGUAACUGCCCUGUCAAUUCCUAGUCAGCAUGAUAUACCACUUCAUGCCGUGGAUUCUACAGCGGUUACCACUCAUGUUCCAGCUUCCCGGACGAAUACUCUGUUCUCUCCGUCUCCAUCUCCAGAAUCAUCUCCACCCUCGUCCCCCCGUGUUAGGGCUUCGCUUAUCCACCAGAAUUCUGAUGUGAUUACAAUGCAUCUAGAACUCCUGCAGAGUCAUACAGACACCGAAGUCGAAAGCCAAGGCCUUAAUGCAAGUGUUUCGCUUCCAAAUGGCGUUGUUCACAGAACUGAGUCACAAACAAGUGCCAUUGAUCGCGCGGCAUCUGAGUUAUUGGAUGCAUUGCUCUCUGACUCAAGUCAGCACCCCGGUAACGUCCCUGCCUCCACUCGAGAAAGAGGCCAUUCUAUUCCUAAUGAGCCAGUACAAAAUGGCAUAGAUCCUACAGCGCACACUCCCGAGGAUGAACUAGAUGCAUUGUGGCAAACUCCCGGGAUGAAUCACACUACACCGAAUCCCCCACAGGAUAAUAUAAGUAGCAGUUCCAGUGAGCAGAUGGCCAAUGGUACUGGUCCGCAAAGACAGCCUCUUCUCGAUCGCCCUGGACUACAUGCUGCUGAAGAAUGGGACCAUCAUGUUACCAUUCUCUCUUCGCACCCCGCGGAUGCGUUUUCCUCCCAUUUAUCUUCCAUCAUAACCUCAGUGUUAUUUUACCCCUUUGAAUCUCUUUAUCUUCGAAGCCUUGCUUUUACAUACUUUUCUACUCAGUCUUCGGCAAUAAUUCUCCCACUUGGUGCCACAGCAUCAUUGCUUGGGCUCCAGUCUAAUGUACGACCACUGGGUGCGUGGAUGGGGGGUGGGAAUGCGCUAGAUAUGCUAUCCUACGUUGGAAAGAUGGCAUUAAUAGUGGGGUUUGAGACGGUUAUUAGUGCAGGAAUCUGGGGAUUAGGGGCCAGUGCUGCUGUCACUCUUGGAAAAAUUAAGUUUCAAUGGGGCCAACUGUAG